This is a messenger RNA of Alternaria alternata, 1282 nucleotides long. RefSeq names its product FMN-dependent dehydrogenase. The transcript is spliced from 4 exons. Gene Ontology annotation, molecular function: oxidoreductase activity; FMN binding. The record is from RefSeq and is a predicted model, not a curated record. The coding region runs from base 158 to 1282 and encodes 374 amino acids. Lineage: Eukaryota; Fungi; Ascomycota; Dothideomycetes; Pleosporales; Pleosporaceae.
UAAUUGAAAGAUUAUCUUCAAUCAUUGAAACAAAAUCUUCGAAACUUCGCAAUCCUGGGUGGAGAGGAACUCCGCAGUGCACAACCGAGCGGCCAUAGCGCAACAGAACACUUGCGUCAGACGGCCACCUUACAAUAUUAUAAUUUUUGUUUCCACCAUGGCAAACCGGGCAUCGAAUCUUGACCCUCUGGUCUUCUCAAUCCAGGAUCUUGAGAAGGAGGGCACAAAACGUCUUCCAAAACAAUAUCGCGAUUUCUAUAAUGGUGGCGCAAUGGACAUGAUAACGCUACGGGACAAUGUUUCGGCCUACGACCGAUACAAGAUUCGGCCUCGCGUUCUUCGAAACGUCUCUCAUUUGGACUCGACCACAGAAAUCUUUGGCUACAGGGCGAGUUUCCCCUGCGGAAUCAGCCCAACGGCGAUGCAUUGUUUAGCACAUCCAGACGGAGAACUGGCGACCUCAAGGGCAGCGGCCAAGGCGGGGAUACCGAUGGCCUUGUCCUCCUACUCAAACGUUGCAUUAGAGGAAGUCAAAGCCGAAGGAGCUGGAAAUCCUUACAUGAUGCAAAUGUGCAUUGUGAGAGACAGGAAUCGCACCCUACAGCUGUUAGAAAGGGCUGAGAAAGCCGGCUAUGAAGCCCUCUUCCUCUCUGUCGACGUACCGGUGCUAGGACGACGGCUAGGAGAAAUGCGCACGAACUUCGCCCUGCCGAACGAUUUGUCCUUCCCAAAUAUUCUGUCCAGUGGGGAGGGCGACUUUGGUGAUGACGAGACCAAGCGCAAUGGGCCCACAGCUUUCGACGAUACACUGGAAUGGGAAGAAGUCAUCCCGUGGUUGCGGAAGCAUACAAAGAUGGAGAUAUGGCUAAAAGGGGUCUCGUCGCCCGAAGACGUUGAACAAGCCGUGGCUACGGGUGUCGAUGGUGUCAUCAUCUCGAAUCACGGGGGACGUCAGCUCGAUGGUGUGCCAGCGACGUUAGAUGCGCUGCGUUCCUGUGCUCCAGUCGCCAAAGGACGCAUAAAAAUCGCCAUGGAUGGUGGCAUCCGGAGAGGUUCAGACAUUUUUAAGGCUGUCGCACUUGGGGCAGAGUUUUGCUUUCUCGGACGAGUCGCGAUAUGGGGGUUAGCUUACAAAGGUCAAGCGGGCGUAGAACUGGGUAUCCGCAUCCUGUACGAGGAGUUCAGAUCAACAAUGGCCUUGGCUGGCUGCCGCUCCGUUAAAGAAAUAACGACGAACCAUCUGAGUGUCUUGGAAGGCAACGGUAUCCUUGCAAAGCUUUGA